CUGGAAUCGCUAGUCGUUGUCCUGCCGUUGCUCCGGGCGACGGUCAGCGAGAGUUUCCGAAAUCAGCGAAUUGACCGGCGAAGACCGGACAAGUCUUGAUGAUAGAGAACCAACAGAAGACGUAGCCAUGACAGACACUCCGAUGUGCGUCAACGUGUACGCCACGUCGUGCACGACUGAGAACCUGUCGCGUCAUGACAUGUUGGCAUGGGUGAACGAUUGCCUGAAAACUCACUACACGAAGAUUGAAGAGUUGUGCUCAGGGGCUGCCUAUUGUCAGUUCAUGGAUAUGCUUUUUUCGGGCUGUGUCCAGCUGAAGAAAGUCAAAUUCAAGACGAACUUGGAGCACGAAUACAUCCAGAACUUCAAGAUCCUCCAAGCCGCUUUCAAGAAAGUUGGAGUCGACAAGAAUAUCCCGGUCGACCGACUGGUCAAGGGACGCUUCCAGGACAACUUCGAAUUCGUUCAGUGGUUCAAGAAGUUCUUCGAUGCAAAUUACAAUGGCGAGCCUUACGAUGCUGUCGAAGCCCGUUCAGGGGCUCCCGUGGGAGGUGCAGGACCUCGAAGCGGGAUCGCUGCCGUGGCGAAAGCAAGUCCCAGGCAGCCAGCUCCCGCCGCCAUCAGGAAGGCGCCCGUGCCCAUGGCGGCCAAAACCACAAGCCCUGCCGCUCGCGCUUCAACUGGUGGGAAUGCGGUAUCUUCAGCGAAAGUUCAACAAUUGGAGACGCAGGUCACCGAGCUCACGGAACAAAUAACAGGGUUGGAACGCGAGAGAGAUUUUUACUACAACAAACUCCGGGACAUCGAGCUCCUAUGCCAAGACUUCGAGGCUAAGGAAGACAAAACGCCCGCCCUAGAGCAAAUACUGGAAAUCCUUUACGCCACCGAGGAAGGCUUCUCGGCUCCGGAAGAAUAUAACGAGGAAGUGCCGCAAGGAAAUGGCGAAGAGGAAGAAUACUAGGUCCCGCUUCGCAGAGAUGCCGCGAUCCCGCUACAGCUCGAGAAUCUUGUAGUCGAUUUCAUAUUUCUCUUAUUUAUGUCUGGUACAAACCGGGCGGAAUAAUUUUUAGAUGAAGACAUCGAUUCAGCGGCGGGGAUGAGCCUGUCAUCAUCACUCACACCACUUCUCAUUUUGGCGCUGAUAUUGUGAAUAGCGUGCUUUAUACAAAAAAAUUGGCUUGAGUCUCAGUUUCAAGCACGCGGCAGUAGUAUCAAUGUAAUUCUCUAACCGUUCUGGAAGGGCCGCUUCGUCUUCAAGAGUUCAUUAUUCCUAACCCACAAUCAUGAAAAGUCAAGAACGACGGAACUCUCGACUCGUGAAUGUUUUUGCUCGAAGUGAGAGACGCAUUGAUGAUCGACCGAUUCAAUAAAUA
Molecule: messenger RNA, 1373 nt
Organism: Galendromus occidentalis (western predatory mite)
Lineage: Eukaryota; Metazoa; Arthropoda; Arachnida; Mesostigmata; Phytoseiidae
Product: microtubule-associated protein RP/EB family member 1
Exons: 5
Coding region: 128-961 (277 amino acids)
Molecular function (GO): microtubule binding
Source: RefSeq, a predicted model, not a curated record